This is a messenger RNA of Sorghum bicolor (sorghum), 1270 nucleotides long. RefSeq names its product probable calcium-binding protein CML36. Bases 413 to 1006 code for a protein of 197 amino acids. Gene Ontology annotation, molecular function: calcium ion binding. The record is from RefSeq and is a predicted model, not a curated record. Lineage: Eukaryota; Viridiplantae; Streptophyta; Magnoliopsida; Poales; Poaceae. The transcript has 2 exons.
AAGAAGCCUUCAAAGCGGAGACGAUCGAGCGAGAGAAUCGCAUCGCGUGUCGGGGGUGACGAGAGUUUUCGAUGAGGAUGAACUAAACAAGGUCUUACUCGUCGAAUCUGUCAGACAUUAAAUAGUGUUUUUCUCUCGCAAUAAAUCACCAAACUCAAUUCCCAGCCAUAGCUUUUUGGAGAAAACAGAAACCGGCCGUUAGUUUCCCGCGCCGGCCGGGCCGGUCGGGCGCGAAUGAAGCUUCGUGGAAGCUCACUUCCCCUGUCCCUCGCGCGCUCUAUAACUCAUCGUCUUCUCCAACCUCAUCUUCCUGCCUCCUUCCUCCCCUCCCCUGAUCCCCUCCCUGCCUCGUACAAUCCAUCGAUCCUCGAUCGAAUCCCUGCAAGGUACGUAGCAACACCGAUCGCCCGCCAUGAAGCUGAGCAUGCCUUUCUUCAGCUCGUCCUCCUCCUCCGGCAAGAAGCAGCAGGAGACGACGACGAUCAUCAGCAAGAAGAGGACGAAGGGAUCAACAAAGAGCGGCUCCUUCGGCUCCACCUCCUCGUCCUCCGACUGCGCGUCGCCGUCCGCCGUCACGACGCCGCGCACCGUGCUCCCUGCUGUCAAGCCAAACCCAAAGCCGGCGCCGGCGCCGGCGGUAUUAUUAGCCGCUACCGUGACGAGGGAGGACCUGGAGGUGGCGCUGCGACGGGUGGUGCGGAGCGAGGCGGAGCUGGCGGCGGUGCUGGCGGAGGCGGAGGCGGCCGGGCUGGCGCCCGAGGAGGCCGCGGCGGCCGAGGCCGAGGACGAGGCCGAGCUCCGCGAAACGUUCGCGGUGUUCGACGCGGACGGCGACGGCAGGAUCUCGGCCGAGGAGCUCCGCGCCGUGCUCGCCUCGCUCGGCGACGAGGCCUGCUCCGUCGAGGAUUGCCGGCGCAUGAUCGGCGGCGUCGACGCCGACGGCGAUGGGUUCGUCUGCUUCGACGAGUUCUCCCGCAUGAUGAUGCCGCAGGGGGCGGCAGCGUGAUGCUCUCUGUCGUCGUCGUCGUCGUUGUCGGUGAUGCACGACGAGUUCUUAGCUGCUGCUGCUAGUUUGUUGUCGGUGUUGGCGUGCGUGAUAUAUCAUAUAUGUGCUCCUGUUUCUUCUUUCGUGUUGCCAAUCUCUGUACCUAGCUACGUGCAGCUGUUUUUUGGUGUCAUCGAUCCAUGUCAAUAUCGUGUCCUCUCCGUUGUGUGAGAAUGAAUCCAACAAGAGUGCCUAACUCUAUAUAUUUUCUUCUUUUUCCAAUCA